Molecule: messenger RNA, 1500 nt
Organism: Marasmius oreades (fairy-ring Marasmius)
Lineage: Eukaryota; Fungi; Basidiomycota; Agaricomycetes; Agaricales; Marasmiaceae
Exons: 5
Coding region: 39-1337 (432 amino acids)
Source: RefSeq, a predicted model, not a curated record
CCUUGGACCCAUACUGCACACUCACUGUCGACUGGAUCAUGGACACGAGUCUAUGUAAACUCCCUCGAGAUACUCUUGUGGAUAUUGACAGGGCUGUUUGGAUCAAUGACGAUUUCAGCUUCUACCUCCUGUACAAGAAUGGUCAUAUUUUCAUUGUUCAAGGCCCAAAGUCCACUAAAUGCGAUCCAUUCAUCACCUCGGAUAGACCCGCUCAGGAACUUCACCUUAAAUUAAUACUACAGCUCUCGGAAGUGAUCCCUAUCGAACGAUACAAGUACCUUUAUCUCUAUCAAGAUGAGAAGACGAACGAAUAUCGUCUUGUUCCCAAGAAGAAGUCCCACACUUUGUAUAAGAUUAAAUCUCCGCUAUGGCUCCCAACGGUACAAGAAAGCGAGUUGCAACUGAUCAGGUGGAUUGGGUGGGGACGAUGUGUAUGUUUACUGAGGGGGGACCAGAUUGAAGUUGAUAUCGCCUGGGAUACGGUGACUUUCCGGCAGCUGGAAAAAAUCACGAAUGUUGUAAAAGUCCUCGCCGAACUGGAUGUAUGUUUCCGGCCAAUCGCACACGUAUUGCGAGGAAGUGAUAUCAUCGGCCUAGCAUACGAAAAAAGAGCCGGGCGUGGUCUUCAAUAUAGCGACAGACGACUGUUCUACCAAACUCUAGCGAAGAUGCAUUCCCGUCGCGUUUACUAUCGCGGUAUCUGUUACAGCAUAUGUCAAGUCCAUGAUGGAGGGAUUCGUUUUACAGACAACCUUUUCGUGGUCGAAAUAAGGAACGGCCCGAGAACGGAAGAGGAAGAUGAACAGGAGCGACGGAUAUGGGCGGUGACCGGGGAGUUGUUUGAUAAACUGAAAAUCAAAAUGCAUGUCUUAAUGGAGUGCUAUGCCCUAGCUGAACCACCCAUACUCAUGCGCUAUCACCAAUGCGUGAAUUCGGAACAUCCUCGUUACAACCCUAGCAUCCUGACACACAUCGACCACCCCUAUUUUGCGCUGUUUCGUGGACGAGAAACUUCAUAUACACCUCGCCGGUUGACUGGUGUCAUUCGAAGCAACCGCCCUAUGUUUGUUGAGAGCCCAUCACCUGAUGAUAAUGCCAUAACGACCAGUACGGCUCUCGACGACAACGAUCGGCCGCUAGUAGUUCCCCUAUUUACUGCAAAACGGCAUCGUAAAGCGAGGUCAACUCGCAGGAUCCAUGAGCUACGAUCGGCUGCCGAUCGGAGGAAUGAUCUUCCGCACAGAUCUCGUUCUAUUGAUACAGAGACGCUCGUAGACUCUGAGGAGAAUGUCGAUGGGAAAAGCGAACGUUUCCAGACCGUCUCGACAUGGUGCUGAAACGAAUCAUCCUCAAAAUACCGGACGUUUAUCAUUGCUCUUUGUAUCCUUAAAUGUUUUCGAAGUGCUGUCGUAUGGUUUCGUCGUUUGUUGCAUUCUUUUUUGUCUUAUGUAGAUAACCAGAGCCUCGGUAUCAAAAUCCUAUCAACUUGCGCUUCCAGCU